This is a messenger RNA of Lacerta agilis (Sand lizard), 2914 nucleotides long. It is a transcript of the gene KCNS1, whose product is annotated as potassium voltage-gated channel modifier subfamily S member 1. The transcript is spliced from 3 exons. Gene Ontology annotation, biological process: regulation of delayed rectifier potassium channel activity; potassium ion transmembrane transport; protein homooligomerization. The record is from RefSeq and is a predicted model, not a curated record. The coding region runs from base 381 to 1781 and encodes 466 amino acids. Gene Ontology annotation, cellular component: voltage-gated potassium channel complex; membrane. NCBI's taxonomy places the organism in Eukaryota, Metazoa, Chordata, Lepidosauria, Squamata, Lacertidae. Gene Ontology annotation, molecular function: protein binding; delayed rectifier potassium channel activity.
GCCGCCGGCGCUGGGGAGGUGUCCUUUUUGGAUCGCCUGGCGCGGCGCAGCGCGCAGCGGCUGGAAGCGCCCCGGGCGCCGAGAAGAGGAGGGCGCGGGGCAGCGGCGGCGCUAAAGGGUUGGCUCUCUCCGCUCCGGAUCCGGCAGGAGGGAAGGAGAGGGGAUCGGGCGCCUCCCGCCCAGCCGCACAUGGCUUAGCCGGAGCGCGGGGCCAGAUCGCGGGCGGCGCCUCCCUCUCCAGGCAUGUGCGCGCCCAACUCUGCCCGGAGCCCCUGGCCAGGGCGCAGCGGCUGAACGGCUGUGCCCGGGAGAGGCACGCACCCGCGGUUCCCUGCGGGCACCUGUGCGGAGAGGCCAAAUUAGCCCCAGCUCUGCUGAUCAUGGUCAACAAGACCUUAAACUAUUGGGAUCCCAAUUUUGAGGAUGAGGUCAUAAACAUCAACGUUGGGGGUCUGAGAAGAAGGCUGAGCUCGAGCGCCCUCUCCAAGUUCCCUGACACUCGCCUCGGGCGCUUGCUGUCCUGCGACUCGGAGGAGUCCAUCCUGCAGCUGUGUGACGACUAUGACGUGAGUGCCCGGGAAUUCUACUUUGACCGCAACCCUGGCUUCUUCCUUUAUGUGCUCCACUUCUACCAGACGGGCAAGCUGCAUGUGAUGGACGAGCUGUGCGUCUUCUCCUUUUGCCAAGAGAUCGAGUACUGGGGCAUCAACGAGUUCUUCCUGGACUCCUGCUGCAGCUACCGCUACCACGAGCGGAAGCUGGAGAGCCGCCACCACAACUGGGAUGAAGAAAGCGAGGUCAGCAGUGUGGACAUGUCUCCGGACGAGAUCUCGGAUUUCAACCACGACCUGCUUCGCUACAGCACCCUGCGCUGCGGCAGUUUGCGAAAGCGCCUCUGGCUCACCAUGGAGAACCCGGGCUACUCCAUCCCAAGCAAGCUCUUCAGCUUUGUGUCCAUCAGCGUUGUGUUGGCCUCCAUUGCGAGCAUGUGCAUCCACAGCAUGCCGGAGUACCAGGAGCCCGACGAGGAAGGCAUCCUGAAGGACGACACGGUGCUGGAGAACCUGGAGUACUUUUGCAUCUCCUGGUUCACCUUUGAAGUGACGGCCCGUUUGCUGCUGGCGCCAAACUUGAGGAAGUUCUUCAAGCACCCCUUGAACCUCAUUGACAUAGUCUCAGUGCUGCCUUUCUACUUCAGCCUUCUGGUGGAAGUGACCGCGGGGGGCGACUCAGAGCUGGGCAACGUGAGCAAGGUGGUGCAGGUGUUUCGCCUCAUGAGGAUAUUCCGGGUGCUGAAGCUGGCGAGGCAUUCGACGGGCCUGAGGUCCUUAGGAGCCACCUUGAAGCACAGCUACAGAGAAGUGGGAAUCCUACUCCUGUACUUGGCCGUUGGGGUGUCCGUUUUCUCCGGAGUGGCCUACACAGCUGAAAAGGAAGAAGAUGUUGGCUUUGAUACCAUCCCCGCCUGCUGGUGGUGGGGGACAGUGAGCAUGACCACCGUCGGCUACGGAGAUGUUGUGCCAGUGACGGUGGCCGGCAAGCUGGCUGCUUCCGGCUGCAUUCUGGGCGGGAUUUUGGUUGUGGCGUUGCCCAUCACCAUCAUCUUCAACAAGUUCUCCCACUUCUACCGCCAGCAGAAGGCCCUCGAGGCGGCUGUGCGGAACAGUGAUAAGAAGGAACCGGAGGACUCUGAGAAUUACCCGAGCCAGGAGUCAGAGUUUUGUAGUGAGGCCUACCAGAGAGACGAUGACUUUACCAGAAACAUACUUCCAGUCCAUUGAGAUGGACAGGGAACCAGGGACUUCAAUUCUGGUAUCAGGCUUCCAGGCAAGGAGCACUUGAGAUGUUCGCAGGAGCAAAUAUCUCUGCCAUUGUGGGCCCAUUAGUUAUCAGUGACCUGUUGCAGAAUCACUUGCCUGCUGAGCCAAUGCAGGAUACCAACUCACCUUAUGCAUCUGGAUUUCCAGUAUUUUGCCCAAGACGCUAUACACUGUGACUGACUCGAUCCUCUACCCACCAAGGGACCGUUGGAGCCAAAUGGCCAAACAGCUAUGCUUCUUGAUGCAGUCCAUAUCUCAUCCCUCCCGAGCAGCAAAAGAGGGUAGCUUUACCAUUAUCAGCACUUUUUAAGGUCCUUGCAGGGGUGUGUGAGUGGGGAAAAUGCUAUUAGCAACCCUCAGGUAUAACCGACAGGCAGGGGAGCAAGGCAUCCUGGCUGGAUUGGAAAUGCAAGACUAGAAUCCUAGCAAAUAGUAGGCAAAUGGCGCAACCAUUUUUUAAAGGCUCCUUUUCUCAUUUUAGGCAUUCAGCAGCCAUCCCAGUAACAACCACCGUGUCCUUAGUUCAAAUACAACCAAAUGCUCUCCACUGUCCGUCAAGUUGUCAAUACACAUUAUUCCCCCCCCCCCCCAAUUUCUGUGCUCUGAAGUCCGGAUUAUGAUUCUGCUUCAGCUGUUGCCAAAGAGACCAGAUAGCGUUUGCAAAGUCUAUCCUGAGUUUCUGUGACAAAGUGUUGUUUGUGGCUUAUGAGAUUUAUAGAAGAAAGAACCUCCUGGCUUCCUUGAUAAAUGUCUGUCCAACAGAGACAGUGGAGACUUAUCAGUGGAUGCAGAAGAAUUAAAUAGAUUUGAAGCUGAUGAAGGAAAACAGCGCAGGGUGGUAUGGUGUGGGAGAAUUGUGAUACCGUGAUGUGCUGAAUAAGGGUUGGAGGAGUACAUCACAGGGUGGGUGGGGCUGCUACUUAGUGCCUCAUGGCCAAUUCUCCACCCCAACCCUUAAUGUUUUAGAAUGAAGUGGAUGCUUUUUCUACAACUAUGCAUGGUAUACUGUUGAGAAAUUGGAGAGGGAAUUAACCACUCGCCUUGCCUUCUCAACAUUGGUGCCCAAAGCCCAAUGAAGUUGAAAGAUUAGAUUU